Messenger RNA from Emericellopsis atlantica, 2226 nucleotides. RefSeq lists its product as uncharacterized. Gene Ontology annotation, molecular function: threonine-tRNA ligase activity; ATP binding. Gene Ontology annotation, biological process: threonyl-tRNA aminoacylation. The transcript has 5 exons. The record is from RefSeq and is a predicted model, not a curated record. Bases 1 to 2226 code for a protein of 741 amino acids. Gene Ontology annotation, cellular component: cytoplasm. NCBI's taxonomy places the organism in Eukaryota, Fungi, Ascomycota, Sordariomycetes, Hypocreales, Bionectriaceae.
AUGGCGUCCGAACAAGUCGAUGCUCCCAAGCCGGCAGAGGGCGCACCCGCGCAGGACCUUCCUGUCCGACAGGACAAGCCCAAGAAGGAGAAGGCGCCCAAAGCCAAGGGCAAGCCUGGAGUAGAGCUUGCUGAACUUCCCGAAUACAUCCAACACCGCCUCGACGUCUUCAACCGCAUCAAGGAGCGAGCCGACGCCGAGAUUGCAGCGAAGCCGCGCGAGGAGAUUACCAUCGCACUGCCCAAUGGCAAGGAGGAAAAGGGCACUGCUUGGGAGACUACCCCGGGAAGCAUUGCCAGGAACCUCUCCAAGUCCUUGUUCGAACGCACUGUCAUCUCCACUGUUGACGGCGAACUCUGGGACCUGACCAGGCCAUUGGAGAAGAGCUGCAAGUUGGAGCUGCUCGACUUUGAGCACCCUGAGGGCGUAGCUAAGAAGGUUUUCUGGCACUCGUCGGCUCACGUUCUCGGUGAGGCCUGCGAGAGGCGCUUCGGGUGCUACCUCUGCAAUGGUCCUCCCACCACGGAGCCCCCUGGCUUCUACUACGACAUGGCGAACAUGGGAGACAAAGUUGUUGCCGACGAAGACAAGAAGGCCCUGGAGACCAUUGCCAACUCCAUCGUCAAAGACAAGCAACCUUUCGAGCGCCUCGAGAUGACCAAGGACGAGCUCCUCGAGAUGUUCAAGUACAGCAAAUACAAGGAGUACUUCAUCAACCAGCGUGUUCCCGACGGCACCAAGAGCACUGUAUAUCGCUGCGGUCCCCUGAUCGAUUUGUGCCGUGGUCCCCACGUGCCCACCACUGGCAACAUCAAGGCCUUCUCUGUCCUCAAAAACUCGGCUGCGUACUGGCUCGGAAACAGCGACAAUGAGUCUGUCCAACGUAUCUCUGGUAUCUCGUUCCCUGACAAGAAGGCGCUCGAGGAGUACAAGACGUUCCUCGCUGAGGCCGCGAAGCGCAAUCACCGCAAGAUUGGACAAGACCAGAAGCUCUUCUUCUUCGAUGAGAUGUCGCCUGGCUCUACAUUCUGGUUGCCCCACGGCACCCGUAUCUACAACACUCUGCUCAAGCUCAUGCAAGAGCAAUACGCGAAACGGGGCUUCCAGGAGGUCAUGUCGCCCAACAUGUACAAGUCAGACCUCUGGAAGACCUCGGGCCACUGGGGCCACUAUGCCGAGAACAUGUUCACUUUCGAAGUCGAGAAGGAGACCUACGGCCUGAAGCCCAUGAACUGCCCCGGUCACUGCAGGAUCUUUGCGCACUCCGAUAUCACAUACAAGGACCUGCCGUGGCGCAUGGCCGACUUUGGUGUCUUGCACCGCAACGAGUUCUCCGGAGCUCUGUCGGGUCUGACCCGUGUGCGUCGUUUCCAGCAGGACGACGCUCACAUCUUCUGCACAGUGGAGCAGAUUCGCCAAGAGAUCGGGGGCGCUUUCGACUUUCUGUACGCAGUCUAUGGCCUCUUUGGCUUCGAGUUCAAGCUGAAGCUCUCCACUCGCCCAGAGAAGUACAUUGGCGACAUUGGAGUCUGGAACAUGGCCGAGGAUAAGCUGCGACAGGCUCUAGAUACAUUCGUGGAGAAGAUUGGCAGCAAGUGGGAAGAGAACCCUGGUGACGGUGCCUUCUAUGGCCCCAAGAUUGACAUUACAGUGUACGAUGCGCUGAAGCGCGAGUUCCAGUGCGGUACCAUCCAGCUCGACUUCAACCUCCCCAACCGGUUCAAGCUCCGUUACCUUGCUUCCAAGGAUGAGGUGCUGCCCGAAAGCGCAGCCAAGGACCCGGAACUGCCCGCGGGAUACGGUCGUCCAGUGAUGAUUCACCGUGCGGUCCUGGGUUCCUUUGAGCGCAUGAUUGGCAUCCUGACAGAGCACUUUGCCGGCAAGUGGCCAUUCUGGCUGAGCCCCCGCCAGGUCAUGGUCGUCCCCGUCAUGCCAAAGAUGAACGACUAUGCGUUGGAGGUGCAGAAGAUCUUCAGCGACAAGGGCAUCUUCAUCGACGCCGACACAAGCGCCAACACGCUGCAGAAGAAGAUCCGCACAGCACAGCUGGAGCAGUACAACUACAUCUUUGUCGUCGGCGCAGAAGAGGAGAAUGCCCGCACAGUCAACAUUCGCAACCGUGACGACCAAGCCACUCAGAAGCUAGGCGAGAUGAUUGCCAUUCAAGAUGCUCUUGAUGGAAUGCUGAAGCUCAAGGAGGAGAGGCGUCUGGAGAACAAAUUCUAA